UUAAGAGUCAGGGCUCUGCGACAGUUUCCACACAGAGGACCAACCGGCAACUCCAACUAGCCCCGUUGGGUUGGGUCGUCCCCGCCUACUCUGGCGUCUCCGUAGCGACGCCCUCGGCGUAAAGCCCGCCCACUGCACGCGCUGAGCCACCACUUCCGCCCUCGCCUUCCACUGAGCAAGAUGGCUGAGGAGUCCGAGUCUGCGCUGCAGCUCCCUCCUUCAAGUACUACUGAUGGCGAAGGACCUACGGAGGUCUCCCCAGAAACAGCCACUCCGGAGCCUCCUUCUUCCGCUGCAGUCUCCCCGGGAACAGAGGAACCUGCCGGCGACACCAAGAAAAAAAUUGAUGUCCUCUUGAAGGCUGUGGGAGACACCCCUAUAAUGAAAACAAAGAAGUGGGCUGUAGAGCGAACCCGAACCAUUCAAGGACUCAUUGACUUCAUCAAAAAAUUCCUUAAGCUUGUGGCCUCUGAACAGUUGUUUAUUUAUGUGAAUCAGUCCUUUGCUCCCUCCCCAGACCAGGAGGUUGGAACCCUCUAUGAGUGUUUUGGCAGUGAUGGUAAACUGGUCCUACAUUACUGCAAAUCUCAGGCCUGGGGAUGAAGUACAGAGAAAAAGAUCUUGCUACCCAAAUGAAUCUUCACAAAGGAAACAGCCUUGGAAAAAGUUUUGAUACUUGUGACAAGAGACUUGUGUAUGUGAUCUAGUUAGCAUGUAUCUACCAUGACUUCUGUUUAUGCCUAAGGAAAUCCAUAGAGUAGAUGGGCUCACAAAAAUGUGAUUUGUAUUAAUACACAAAUCAUCAUAGGAGAUUGACUUUAGAGUAUACCCAUUACUACAGCUCUUGCUCCAAAUCUGCCUCCAGUGUGUUGAAAAGGAGACUUAAGACUGUAGAAAGCUUCUUCGUUACCAGUUCUCAGUGACUGAAAUUGUUUACUUGUCGAAUGAACACUCUGCUGAUUUUUUCCACUGUAAAAGGCAGUUUACUAAGGGAUUCUUUUUGUGUGCAUUCAGGGAAGUUCAGUUUGAGGUAUGGGUUAUGCCUUUUCUCAUGUGCAUUUAGACCUACCGUGUUAGGAAGUAGGAACAGAGACUGGCUGGCUUUAUAUCUCACAUGGUCCAGUAGGUGGCAGCCUAGCUGGCAGAAAGAUUUCAGCAGUUUGGUUUUACAUUUUUUCCGGAUGAUAAUGGAGGGAAAAAGCGUCUCCUGCUACUUUGUAGCAAACAUCUAGCCAAGAGAGCAGGCAUGUUGACACACUGGAAGGCUGCUUUAGAGAAUGUGCGUGGUUUACAAUUAUUUUAGUGGGAAACGGAAGGAAUUUUACAAAUUCUGGACAACUGAGUCAUACAGCACUUCAGUCCUAUCAUUUAAGGAGUGUGAGUCCUAAUGGUUGUAACUGUGGUUGUCAUUUUGUGUCUUAUUUUUACAAUGUCAAAAGCAUUUAAUGAGUAAAGCCAGGAACAUCUUUGAGUUUUUUAUAAUCCAUUUUCUACCCUGAAAAUGCUCAAAGAAUAAUGGAUAGCCUUAGGUUUUUUGUGUAUUUCAUUCUAUGACUAAAAGUACCAUUUUUCCUGAUGCUGUAAGACUGGUAAUUCUUACAGGUGAGAUUCUGUAUUUUAUCAUUCUGUACUAUAAUGGUAAUGCAGCAUUUCAAAAAAGCAUUCCAAUAAAUGGAUUGGAAUGUUCAAACAGGAGCUAAUACAUGGAUGAGAAUUCUGAGUGUUUAUUUUCAAAAGUAAUUAUGAUUUUGUCAAAAGACUUUGAACUACACUUCUGUCCCUUAAAUCCCACAAUGUACUUUAUGGUUAAUGAUCUGCCAUAUGUUAGCAUCAGGGUAUGCUAAGGAACAAUUCAGUUUACAGUGAUGCAAUCACUCUUCGGUACUCAUUUUUCUGCCCAAGAAUGAAUUCUUAAGUCUCCUUAUACUGAUGUCCCUGUGUACUAAAUUAAUAUAGCUAGGAGUUAGCUCUGGAAUAAUACAGGGUGAAUUAUGCAAAUUUAUCUUGUAAGACUGGGGAAGAAAUUUAUAUAUAUGUUGAAAGCUGGGAAGGGUAUCAUUUUUGAGUCAAAUAAGUUGGAUAUGGAAAAGAUCUAUUCUCUAGCUUUAUCCACUUAUAGUUACUGAAGGGUGUGGAUAUAUUUAUUUAUAUGCGUGUAUGUAGCAAAAAUGUGUUUAAAUUACAUUAAAUUUGCCAUUGAGGUUUCGAUAGAAUAUUUACUACCUCAGCAUUGAAAACUGCUUGAGUUUGACUUUGUGACAUCAACUUAAUUAUUCUUUUUUGAUCUAAAUAACAAUUAAAUCUAAGGUUAGCUAAAUAUACAUACCUUAUUUGUUUUCAUCCCUAAUAACCUUGAAAGUAUAUGGGGCUUUACAUAUUUUUCAAACCAUAUUUACAUUAUUAUCUCUUAAAUCCUUGCCCAAAGGAUUUAGUCAUUCUUUGCUAACUUUGCAACAGUUAACCUUUAAGCCUGGAUCUCAUAAGCUAUUGAGUGGCUAGAAACUAAAACACACUUCACAAGUAUUUUUACAAUUAUCUAGUUUAAACUGCCUUAAUUGUAACUGAGUCUGGGGCGGGGAGCACCAAACCUUCCAGUUGUACUUUAAGUUUUGCAUCUUUAUGAGAAAAGCAGUGUCAGUAACUUCAUGCCUUACCUUGCUGUGCGAAGAUGACCCACAGCACACACAACAUAUAUAGUAAUGGAAUAUUGUGCUUCCGUCUUUGAAGGUCCCAGUGCCAAGGAUUUCAUAAUGAGCCCCCCCACAUUUAGGGUAUAAGGUAUGCUGAGAAUUUUAUCUGUAGUCAAAAUAAGAUUUGCUACAUCGUGGAAUCUAUGAUUUUGUAGAAGUUUUAAGCCUCAAGGGACCUUAAACAUCUACUCUAAUCAGAUUAGAAAACCAAGUGCAAACUGCUCCUUAGAUUGUAUGGCGCUAGUCAGCUGGAUUCAUUUGUGCUCAACCUAGAGCCCAAGGGGUCUCGGUGUUGAAGGACUAUGGAGAUGAAAAUCCCCUUUCCUGCACCUUCUUCAUUUUCCAAAGAUCAUAAUACAAUGGGUAAGCAUCUGGCAGUAGGGAAGUCACUUACAGACCUCAUGGUGGAAGAAAAGUAUUCAAAAUAGUUCAGCAGGUGUCUUGCUCUUUCCCUACAUUAUCCAACCCAUACUGGAUUACUCACUGUUUCCUGAACAGGCCUUGUGCUUUGUUUCCUACAUCUACUUAUGCAGUCCACUUCUAGAAGUAUACUGACACCUUCCCCUCUGAAAAUCCUACGUCUCUGCCUAAUUCAGAUUUUAACUUUUCCUCAAAGCCUGCCUAAAUCAUUCAGGAUACUCUCCCUCAUAAGAACACUCACAGCGAACUCCCACUCUUUCAGCACUUACUGUAUGCUAUAUUAUAAGCACCUUUCAACUUAUAAGCUAUAUUAUAACACCUUUCAUGAUUGUCAUGUCUCUGAAAACAGGGAUGCUUUUUGGCGUUUUAUUUGGUCUCCAUGCAUAAUAUUCAUUAUGUUUCCUUAUACAUAUAUAAUCAGUAAUUGAUUAUACAAUACAAUUUUGGAUUGCGAGUCACUUGUUCUGCGAGUGUUCCGCAAGACAGGCAGACGUCUCUAAUAAAUUUUAACUUGAUAAAUGA
Messenger RNA from Prionailurus viverrinus (fishing cat), 3632 nucleotides. It is a transcript of the gene ATG12, whose product is annotated as autophagy related 12. Gene Ontology annotation, cellular component: phagophore assembly site membrane; cytoplasm; Atg12-Atg5-Atg16 complex. The transcript has 4 exons. Bases 181 to 603 code for a protein of 140 amino acids. Gene Ontology annotation, biological process: autophagosome assembly; nucleophagy; autophagy of mitochondrion. NCBI's taxonomy places the organism in Eukaryota, Metazoa, Chordata, Mammalia, Carnivora, Felidae. The record is from RefSeq and is a predicted model, not a curated record.